Molecule: messenger RNA, 458 nt
Organism: Vairimorpha ceranae
Lineage: Eukaryota; Fungi; Microsporidia; Nosematidae
Product: putative transposase-like protein
Exons: 1
Source: RefSeq, a predicted model, not a curated record
AAGGGGCGUCUCUUAGUUUACUUGUCAGAAUAUUCAAUGUUCACCGCUUAACUGUUUCAGUAUUAUGCUCCAAACUAAGAGACUUGGGAAUAUUUUACAGAUAUUUAAACAAAUUCACUAAGUUAGGUGGGGAAGAUAGCAUAGUUGAGGUUGAUGAAAGCAAAUUUGGGGAAAGAAAAUAUUACAAAGGUCAUAGAGUAGGCGGUGUUUGGGUAGUAGGGGUAGUAGAAAGAUUGUCUAGAAAAAUUAGUCUAGCAAAUGUCAACAAGCGUGGGUGUUCUACCCUUAUUUUAUUCUUUAAAAAAUAUAUUUGUAGACAAUCAAUUAUAUUCAGUGAUUGUUGGAAAAGUUAUGUCGAGCAAGCCAAUUUUUUUAAAGAGCAUAGAACUGUCAAAUAUUCUAAGCAGUUUAUAAACAAGCAAACAACUACGCAUACCAACACAAUUGAAGUUAAUUGA